AAAUGAAACGAACGUACAACGACACCAAAGCUGACAAAAGCCAAAAUAAUUUAAAUAAAAGUUAUGAAGGCUCAACUUCAAGCAUGUCUUCCCCAGCUAAGAAUGGCGCAGCAUCCUCCAGACCAGCGUGCAGACCAUCACAAGCUACGAAUCAAACACGAUUCAAGGACCCUCCAAGAAUAACAGAUUAUGAAUUCUUGGAUAAGCUUGGAGAAGGUACCUUUGGAGAGGUUUAUAAGGCGAGAGAGAAACAAAGUAAUGACUUGGUUGCUUUGAAAAAAGUUUUAAUACACGACAAAACAGAAGGGAUACCCAUCACGACUAUACGUGAAAUUAAAAUUCUUAAACAAUUAAGCCAUGAAAAUAUUGUUCCAUUACGAGAUGUUUUGGUCGAUAGAGAAAAGGGGAAUAUUUAUAUGGUGUUCCCUUAUAUGGAUCACGAUUUGUCAGGUUUAUUGAAUAACCCAAACGUACGAUUAACCGAAUCGCAAAUUAAGACGUAUAUGAAGCAAUUAUUGGAAGGAACCGCAUAUCUGCAUCAUAACGGUAUCCUUCAUCGCGACAUGAAAGCUGCCAACCUCUUAAUCAGCAAUGAUGGUGUCUUACAGAUUGCAGAUUUCGGUCUUGCUCGUGGUAUGGAAGAUGAUAGCAAGGAAUAUACCAAAACGGUUGUAACUAGAUGGUAUCGACCACCAGAAUUAUUUCUUGGGGAGAGACGAUACACUAGUGCAAUCGACAUGUGGGGCAUUGGAUGUGUGUUCGGCGAGCUUAUGAAGUCGAUGCCUAUUUUACGAGGCCAAGACGACUUCGAUCAAUUGAAAAGAAUAUUUAGCUUAUGUGGAUCGCCUAAUCAGAGAAACAUGCCCAACUGGGAUAAGUUACCAGAUGCUAAGAAAGUUAAGUUCCAAACAAGCGCACGACAUGUCCGAGCUGAUUACACCAGCUUUGGAUAUUUCGCUGCCGACUUAAUGGACAAGCUGCUGGUACUUGAUCCCAAGAAACGAUUAACAGCUUUAGAAGCUCUUAAUCACGAUUACUUCUAUUCCUAUCCUUUGCCAGUAAACCCCGCCAAACUACCUAAGUAUGAAUCAUCACAUGAGUAUGAUUGUCAUAAAGAAAAGAAGAGACGACACAAUUAGGUAUUUUUAUUUUCAUCAUUAAAUUUUUUAGCAUGUAAGAAUCAACA
This is a messenger RNA of Mucor mucedo, 1186 nucleotides long. Its product is annotated as kinase-like domain-containing protein. NCBI's taxonomy places the organism in Eukaryota, Fungi, Mucoromycota, Mucoromycetes, Mucorales, Mucoraceae. The transcript has 7 exons. Gene Ontology annotation, biological process: protein phosphorylation. Gene Ontology annotation, molecular function: ATP binding; cyclin-dependent protein serine/threonine kinase activity. Gene Ontology annotation, cellular component: nucleus. The annotation marks the transcript as partial. The record is from RefSeq and is a predicted model, not a curated record.